This is a messenger RNA of Linum tenue, 591 nucleotides long. The record is from the annotation of a GenBank genome assembly. NCBI's taxonomy places the organism in Eukaryota, Viridiplantae, Streptophyta, Magnoliopsida, Malpighiales, Linaceae.
AUUAUCCAGCCCCUCUUGGCCUCCUCCCUUCGUAACCCUACUCGACCCACAGCCCUCACCACUGAACGAAGACAGCAGCAGCUGCUGCCGCCGCUCCUCCCUCUAGAUCCGCUCGCCGUCCGUCAGCAAUCUCGGUCGCCGUCGUCUCUCCCGCCCGCCGUCUCGCCCGCGCGCCAUCCGCCAGCCGUCUCGCCCGCUCGCCGUUCACGAUCGAGCCGCCUCCACACCUCUUCUUCUCCCGACGACGGCAGCGACCAAAAACCCUUCUCUUCGCCUUCCGCCAUCUCGCCGACCUUGCGUCUCGGCGUCCGCCGUCCGCCGCCACCUCUCUCCUCCGACCAGCGAGAUCCUCGCCUCUUGACUCGGGAUGGCGUUAAUGGAGUGCAAGGAGGGCUGGAAAGAGAAGAGUACAGUAUGAGUUCAAGCCGGACACGACAAAUGGAAAUUCGACGUGAUGGAAUAGCGGACAAGUUGUGGGAUGACUUCCAAGCUGGACUCCUUUGACAUUUGUGAUUGUACUUCGACUUAUUUGAUAUUGAAGUAUGUACUAGUAUCAGGAAAUUUGGCAGAUUCUCAUUUUCAGGUCUAGUA